This is a messenger RNA of Xyrichtys novacula (pearly razorfish), 23650 nucleotides long. The record is from the annotation of a GenBank genome assembly. NCBI's taxonomy places the organism in Eukaryota, Metazoa, Chordata, Actinopteri, Labriformes, Labridae.
AUGGAUCUGCUCGCCUUUAAGUCGCUUCUCUUUCUGCUCUGUUUUAUCGGUAAGAACCAAAAUCUAAUAAGUUUUCCCCAUAAUUCUGCAGAUUUAACCAAAUCAGAUGAUAUUAUAUAAAUUCAUUAAGUGUUUAUUAAGCAUUUUCCAUCGUUUGUGGGUGGAAACUUUGAGUCUUGUUGAUUCAUGUUCAACUUGUGCAAAUUUAACAUAUGAUAGUAACUUAUAUACUUUAAAAUGAAGGUGUUUCGGUGUUUUUCUUGUGGCAACAUGACUUUUGUGUCUAAGGUUACUACAUCUGUCUCAUGUGUCUUCUCUCAGGAUGCUGUGCUGGGGAGGACAUCCUGCCGGAGGGUCCAUUGGAUGUAGUUUUGGGUAAAAAUUUGACUGUACCGACGCUGCUGAAGAAUCCAACCUACUCUUUUAUUGUCUGGAAUUUCAACAACGGGGGGCACCAGAUUCAUGUCAUUACCAUAGGCUCGGAAGGACUCAGUGUGAACACACCUUAUGAGGGAAGGGUAGCGAUCGAUCCGACCAAUGGUUUCCUGACCCUGACAGCCGUGAAGUCUGAGGACAGCGGAGAUUAUUCCAUCAACGUGAUUUCAUCGAGCGGAGCCACCAAAACAGAAGAAAUUGCGGUCAGAGUUCUGGGUGAGUUUAUCUUCUUGGUUUAUUAUGCAACUGUGCAUUCAGGAGUAUUUUUUCAACGAAAUUAUCCGAAACAAAACUUGAGUACACUUUAGCCGAAUUGAACAGAACAUCACAAUGAUUCAGGAAAUUAAAAGUUUGUCCAGUUGGGUUCUUUCCAAGACUUUGUGAUCAAAUACCGCUUAAAUUGUAAAAGUUUACAACGUUGUUUGGUGUGAUGUCCGAACGAGGCGAGGACUUUUUUCCUGUUGAACCAUUUCUGAUCACAAUUUCUCAAAUUUAUUUUUUACACCAAAAUGCACAACGAGUUAUAAUGAUUGAGAAAAAGUUAUAAAUUGUGCUUUUCUUUUGGUCUCGGAGACUAAUGGAACAACUUUUUCAUCGUGGUGUUUUAGCAGAACUCGUUAUAAAGGUGAGCUCAUAACUUCAUUUAGAGAAACGCAUCCUUGACUAAAUCAGUGCCGAAUAUUUAAGCAGCUCCUGUAGAUCAGGAUUAAACUGAUUAACUUUAGGAUUUGACCUCACAGCGUCAAAAAGAAGCAGUUCUACGAAAAAACGGACUAUUCUCUGAUGUAGUUUGGUGCACGUAGAAAGCCGAACCACACCUGUUAGGGGAGUGGGGGAGAGUAUGCCAGUAUUCCUGCGCCAAAUCGAGUUUAUGCGUUGCUUAGCAACUAUAAAUGCAGGCACCGUUUGAGAACUAUAUUCCAUCGCGGAGGGACGUCUGUGCAGUCUUUCAACAUUUAUUAACCAUGUCAAUGUGUUUCUUUAUUUCUAAAAUAAAAUAAGAAGAGCAGCUCUCAACAUUCAGACCUAAAACCUUUUAGAGGGUGUGUUACUUUAGUCUUAACCUUUGGAUUUACUCAGCAUAGAUUUAUAUUCAACCUUUAUUUUCUGAAGAUGGCAUCAUUUUUUUACAGCCUAUAUCUUAACUCUAAAACUAGACGAAAUAUCUAUUUUAAUGUUGCUUUAAAUGUGAGAAAAUAGUGAUUGAAGAAGUCCAGCCUCUUUUUUAAAAAAAAUAUUUCAGAGCAUAAAGUGGAGAAAUGUUUCCUGUUUUGGUGAAAAUGGCGCCCAGAAUCACCUGUUCCUUCAUUGGCCAUGAGACCUGGUUACACCUGUGUGCUGUUCUUGUUAAAUAAGGGUGCACAGCUGACAUUUAUCAAAGGUGUCAUUUGAAAUAAAGCUGAGAGAGAGAGACAGCUGUGACAGUCAAAGUUGCAGAAAAAGUUACUCAGAGUUUCUUGAAGGUGUGGCUCCUCACUCAUUCUGAGUAAUGGGUGUGUUUGUGUUCAGAUUCAGGUCAAGGUGUUAGACGCUCUCCCUAACCUCAAUGUUUAAAUCAGCAGGAGGAUUCAGGCAGACUUACAUGUGCAACUGGUAGAUGAUUUAUUGGCAUUCAUUGGCGUGAUUGUUGCAGCUUUACUCUGCUCCAUGCUGUAAAUCACAAUAACUAAGAAAAAGUUGUCCAGAAGCUCUGGUAGAUUGACCCUGAUGCCAUCUUUCACCUGUCCCGUUUAGAUUCCAGGUGGUAGAGCAUAAAAACAUCAUGGCGGCAGAUAUUAACCAGCUUCAAUAAACCUCAAAAAUCUGAAUCUGGAUCAUGUUGAUAAAAUCCAGAUUUUCUUUGAAGAGCAGGACUUUUUAUCUUGUUUCGUUUAGAUCCAGGUAGUGGAGCAGGAGACACAACAUUUCAGGACUACAGCUGUAAAUAAAAAAGUUCAUGAUUUGUAUAAACUGAUCAGAAAUUCUGCCUCUGAAUAGGAAAAGUCUAAAAUAGGUGAUGCUUUUUCAACCAUUAAUAUCUCUCUCUUUAAAGGGAACAGACCUCACAGGCAAAAAUAGAUAUUUGACAGGAGUUGCUUGUCUACCUGCGCCUCAAUUUGCUGCUGAUUUAAAAAUGGUCUUGUUUUAUAAAAUUCAAUAUUGUGCAUUUUGCCUCUAAGCAUGAAGAAACAACAGCAAACUCUCAUGAUGUUGCUGCAGGGGGAAGGAAUCUGCUGCAACUUUGUGUGGCCCAAGAUAAUUAUAAUCAGUGUUUAGUAAACCAGGAUCAGCUCCUGCACACUGACUUUUAGAUCGCUAAAGUAAAGUCACUUCAUUAACCCUUCUCCAGUCGGCCUCGGCGCUCUCAGAACUGGUUUCCACUCCUUCACAUUGUUCCCACACACCUACAGUUGCCUAAUCACCAAUAAACAGGCAACACAUUCAGAAAUGGAGCUCCAGGAUUAUUCAGAACGAGUCCAGCAGGUUCAGCCGCUGUGAUAUUUACCGCCGCCUUCAUUCAUCCAUCCGCAUGUUGAAUCUGGAGUAUAAUCAGGGCUGUGUGAAGAGAAAACUGGCCCUGGGUGAGCGGGUUUUCAGAUUCUCCUCCCAUAAUGAUCCUGGAGUCAUCUGUAGGGAGAUCUCUGAAAUACAAGACUGGGUUUCUACUAUCUGGAGUUAAAUUUUAAGGGAUUUACAGCAGAUUUUAAUCAUGAGUUUAUUUAUAAAAGUCAUGAAAAGUUUCAGUUUCUACAAAAACAUCUUAUUCUUCCAUCAUCAUAGACAUCAUUUUGGAUCGAUGGUUAAUUUUCUUGUGCUGCAUGUGUUCCUCAGUAUCCUUAGACAUCCAAGUGCCUCGUUAAAACGACGGAAAAAUGCAGAUCUGCAAAAAUGAGGUUGCAGCUUCUUGUGCACAAAGCAUCAUGGGACAUGUAGGCGGAUUACAGAUGUCUGUUUUUCGUUGCUUGUUGCUGUCACGUCAGAUCUGUUUGCAACCUGAUCCGCAGAGACAAUGAGGUCAAUAUGUCGUCAUGUAUGAGACUCAGGUGCACCCCAGAAAAUUUCCUGACUUUACCAGGUGAACUGCAAACUAUUUUCUGCAAAUUCCUGGAAACUGUAAAGAUGAUUUGAAGCGAAUGCAUCAGUAAAAGUCUGGAAAACUCACCGUCAGUGAUCGAUGUAGCUCAGAGUUUCCAGGUUUUAACCUCUUCACUGCUGGUCUCAGUUUCCCGUAUCACACGACUGUGGAAACAUCUUUGUACAUGUUGAGUUGAUAUUAACAAACAGUCAUCUUAGCUGAUCGCUGCUCCUCCUCCUCCUGCAGAAACUACCUGGCCACCUGCCUCACCUGAAUUAGGCCAAGUAUUUCUGGUUGCGUGAGCGUGUCUGACAGAGAUAAUUUCACUGACCUGAAGUUACCUGUAAAAUAUCAGGUGUUCAUGUGUGAAAGUGGAGUUGACUUUAAAGCUUUGGUUGUGAGAUGUUGAGUUUUAUCGACACUGACUUUUAAACUGUAAAGUAGUUCAAAGCUGGACUCACAGUAGAUCUUUAGCAGCGUUUACAGAUGACACAGCCGUAAUCUCUCUCUCCCUCGCUCUCUCGUUGACUCUUCAUUUCAUGGUCCCUGAAGUUAAACCUCUUCUUCGUCUCUCCCUGCAGAGCCCGUGUCUGCUGUGGUCAUCAAGUCCAACCUCCCUGAGGCCGUCGAGCACAACGACACCGUGAUCCUGACCUGCUCCGCCAAAGGCUCCUUCCUCAAGUUCAGCUGGCUCAAAGGCGCGGCGCCCCUCGUGGCCGAUGGAAAACGUGUCUCCAUUAAAGACGUCAGUCUUCCCACAUUUUCAAAACAUUAUUUCUAAAGUUUGUUGAUUUUAGUUUGACGUGUGUGAGUUUCCUCCUUUUCUCCGACUCUCAGGAGGAACUGUCCAGUACGCUGACCUUCGUUAAUGUUCUCAGAACAGACCUGGUCGGCUCAAUCAUCUGCGUAGCUACGAACAAACUGGAGACGGAGAAGAGCGCCCCCUUCAACCUCACUGUCCACCGUGAGUACUGCAGAUGGACGGUCUGUUUCCUCUCAUUGUUUCAGGGGUUAGUUUGUCUUUAUUCACUCUCUGCUCUGAGGAUUUGAGUUUCUUCACACCUGUUGGUCAACAAAGAGCAGACGUGAGUCAGUCUGUGUCACUCCUCCACACCCUGACAGACCGUCCCUCCGCUCCCCUGAGGCCUGACCGUAUCUCUGGAUCUGCUCAGGUUCCUGAAACUCUCGGAGACAGACGAGUGUCUCGUGACCUGUACAGUUUAGAGUGAGGUGUGUGUUUGCAGGGCGCUGCCUCUCUGCCAGCACUUAAACCACGGCGUGUGUACACAGCGGCCUCCUUCUCCAUGACUAAGCUGACAGGCAGGGAAACUGCACCGACCGCCGCUUAACCUGGUUAUUAAUUAAUGCAGAGCUCAGAGUUUCCUCAUGCUGGACUAAAACCUAAAAUCACAGUCGGAGGAGGUUUUAUCACCGUCCGUCCCUCCAAAAUAAAAGACUUUGUCUGUCCGCACACUCAAGAGAAAAAUGAUCAAUUAGAUCAUUUAUAUAAAUUCACCAAAAACACAUUUACCGGCUUCUCCACAGAUGGACCCGAUAAAGCCACCAUCUCCCCGGCGAAGCCUCCCCAGUUCCUCCAAUCGGGCUCCAGCUUCAACCUGACCUGUGCAGCCGCCUCCAGUCCGCCCGCCACCUUCAACUGGUACCACAACCAGAAGGAGAUGAAGAGCUCCGGGCCGGUUCUGACUCUGGCCGAGAUCGAGAAACAGGGACUGGGAAGGACGGCGGAGCAGUUCACCUGCACGGCCACCAACGCCAAAACCAAGCGUGUGGUCGCCUCAUCUGGAGUAACCUUCGCCGUGGUCGGUGAGUCACCUGACUGAUCAAUCUUUCUGUUUCUCUACAUCGCCCUCAUGUUGCACAAUUUCUCACUUACUCAUUUUUUAAAAAUUUUCUCUUAUUGUAAAAACUGACCUGAAUUUUUACUGGAGGUAAAAGUCUGGGAUAAAAACGUUAUCUGUUUGCUGCUCACGCUGACAAAUUCAGGAACUUUUCAGGAGUUUUUUUGCACGGCUAAACUUCAUUUAGAGAUCCCUGACAUGAGAUGAGAGAUGAGAAAAAAGAGAUGAGAUAUAUUUUAUUUUCCCACGAGGGGAAAUUUGUCGUAGGCCUAAGUACACCUGUGCCUGGUACUUUGGUUCAAGUCCAAACAUUUGUAGGACGAACCGAUUUAAGUCAAACUUUUGUGAUUGUUGUGAUUGUUCAAAAUGAGGUCAAAGUUCACUGAAACUCUGAGGGGCAGCAGACUGAAACCUCUCCUCCGGGGCACGAGUCGGCUAAAUGGACUGACAUUAGUCAUGUUUAUGUUUGUGAGUCCUGAAGUGACGGUCGGCAGAUACUCCACGGUUUUGAGCGCUGAGGUGUCGAGUAAAAGACAGAGGAGCUGCGCUGUAAUUAGAGUGUGUGUGUGUGUGUGUGUGUGUGUGUGUGUGUGUGUGUGUGUGAAAACCUGCUCGGUGGGAGGAUGGUUUUACAUUUUGCCCUGCAGCGUCUCCGUCUUUUCUUCCUGGAUGGGGGAGGAGUUUGUUUGACAAAGGAAGUGACAUGAGCGUUGUUUGUGGUUUUUGUAGAUUUUGUAAAACUCAAUAAUGUCCAAUCGUAGUUUUCUGUUAACGGUCAGUAUAUUUACACUCACAGACCACUUUAUUAGGAACACCUGUGUUGUCCCUUUUCACCUUCAUUCUUCAGGAGUGUCUUCUCCUCGGACCCUGACCCUGCAGACAGAUAGAUGACCUGAGGAGUUGAGAAUUAAAGUCUCUGUUUUUUCUCCUUUCAGACCCCAUCCUCGGUGCCACACUCACCGGUCCGACCGGGACGCUCAUCGCCGGCAACAGCACGGCCAACCUCACCUGCAAAGCCGCGUCCGGCACCGUGAAGACCAGGACCUGGACCAAAGACGGCAAACCUCUGACCCCCAGCUCCCGCGUCGUGUUCGCCAUCGACAUGAGCUCGGUGAUGAUCAACCCGCUGCAGAAAGAGGACAACGGAGAGUUCACGUGUCAGCUGACCAACCCCGUCACCCAGAGCAAAGCGUCCUAUAAGAUGGUGGUGAACUGUGAGUGUUUGCUCUGCUAAGAGACUGAAGCAUGCGGCUCUGAUGUUUAUGGUUUCAUCACCUGUGGGCGUGUCUUUGUCCUGAUAAUGGUUUGUUUUUACGGCACCUUUCUGACGAGACAUGAGUCCAUAAAACCCAAAAGUUAAUUCACGUCGUAAACUGAUAAGACAAAUAUGAAGAUUCUCGAUUGUCUCAAAACUCAAAGUCCAAACUGAGAUUUUAGGAUGCAGCUCAACCUCUGAAGGAGAUCCUCAGCUCUUAAACCCAGUUUAACUUUUUCUAGUAAAACCAGAGCUGAGUUACAGUGACAGAGGCGAUGUUAAAGGUUCGAUUUAAACUGAUCAAUAAACUGGAAAAACAGAAAUCAGAAAUUAAAGGUGAUCUUUAUAACGACUAAAUUCCCAGUAGAGGACUGGACUCAGACUGGAUUACAAGAGCAGUCUAAAAUAGUUUUGAUAAUCUGAAUCUGAGUGGUGUAACUCCUCUAGAUGAUGGUAAUCUAGAUUAUAAUUAUAAACUUCCUUCGUGGACACGGACAGAGACACAGUUACUCUCUUUGGCGUCAUUGGGACUAAAUCUAAAUAAUCGAUUUUACUUCGGUUCAGAGUCGCUCAUUCAAAGACAAGUUUUUGUAAAAUCUACUCUGAAUAAUAACUCUUGUUUGAUCUCCAGAUGGUCCUGAACCAGCAACGGUGACGGGUGAAACUGCCGUCGAGGUGAACGACGCCGUGACGCUAACGUGCUCCGCGGCCUCCGUCCCCGCUGCCAACUUCACCUGGAAGUUUAACGGCACUCUGACCAACGUGAAAACGCCGCAGUACGUCAUCGAGCAGGCCCGCUACAAAAACACGGGAACAUACACGUGCGAGGCUUCUAACCCCGUCACCAAAAAGACCACCAAGUCCACCCACACCAUGUCCGUCAAAGGUAAGAGCCUCACCUGCAGUGACUUUGAUUCGAACGGCGUAGUGAUAGUUUGUUUUUGCCAGGCGGAGGUGAAAUGUGCUGAACUACUUUACGCGGAUUGAUUUGGGGUGAUGGGGGUGAUCAGGCUGUCCCCUUUUGUUGUUGAGAAUCGAGUAAACUUGCUUCGAUGCUUCAACACUGAUUUUAGUUUUUAAACAUCGCUGACUUCUGUUCUGGUCCGAUUGUUUCCAACAGCCUGAAAAAAAUCGACCCUCAUAGAGUCGUCAUUUGAAGAGACAUCAGAGAAGCUGUAAAGUUGAACAUUUAAAAUGAGGCUCUAUGGAGAUUAACUCACUUUUGGAGUCCGCCUCUAGUGGUCACUUGAAGUACUGCACUUUGUCCACUAACUUCAUUUUUCCACCCUGCAAAAUCUGCUUCCUACUUCGUAUCUAUUUAAUGAUCCAGCAGCCCUCAGUCUUGGAGUAUCUUACCAGACGUUAGCAUGAAAAGGUGCUAGCGUUAGCUGUUAGCUGUUAGCAGAAUAGACCCGGCUGUGGUCACAUGUUGCGUCAUUAAGUCUGGUGUUUAUUGUCAUGUUUGUUAAUCUUGCACCCGUAGUUAGUGCGGUCGGUCAUGUUGAUGCGUUUCAGUUUCUGUAUCAGUGAUUGUUUUCGCAGAGGGUGCCAACCACGACCACUGCCUCACUUCCUGUUUGCAGUCUGAGACAUGAAGCUGCUGUCUGACAAUUCUGCAGUUUCUCUUUCUCUACUAACAUGAAACAUUUUCAGAUCUCCAAAAGAACAUUUAGACUCUCAGACUUCUUUCAAAUAAAUCUGAUGUUUUGGCCCUGAUCUUUGGUCUGAUCUUUUUAAAUCCUCCUAAAUCAGAUACAGGUCAGAUCUUUGAAUACGCUGCCUCAGUCUUUGUGAUUUUGUCGUCACUCUUGAGCAACUUUUGUGCAAACCCUGACUCUAACUUACUCUAAGACUCCCCACCAAGAUUUAUCAAACCUUUAAAUCUGAAGGAGACCCUCUCCGCUCAUGUUUCAGCUGAUCAUGUUGACGUUUAUCUUGUUUAUGUCCGUAAUCUUGUUCAUGUUAAUGUUUUUUUGCAGAGGAAGGGACGCUGAACGAAGGCCUGUCAGACGGCGCCAUCGCUGGAAUCGUCAUCGCCAUCCUCGUCGCUCUCGGCGCAGCCAUCGGUUUAAUCAUGUACUGCAGACAGAAAGUACCGUAAGUACUCUAAUAGUCACUCUGAUAGUCAAGCCUUAAUCUUUUCAUGAAGAUCUGAGGAACAUAAAGGUGAACUGAGGGUCUCACAGUAAUCCGGUUUCUCUUGUGAGCUGCAGUUUUUGUGGGUUUUUGGCUGAAAGUGUGAACAGGAACCCGAGUCUAUGAAGGGGGCACAGUUUCUCGGAAACAGAGAAUGAGGUUUGAGCGUGCCCAGACCACGUCAUGAAACUGAGAAUGAGGUUUGAGCUCAGACGACAUCAUGAGGGGUUUUGGAUAAACCACACAAAGACCUGCUACCUCUCAAAACAAUCAGAGAUUUUUAGAUAAACUCGACCCGGGUCUCUGAAUGUCUUCACACUGAAGCGGUUUCUCUGCAGGUUUUCUCCUCCGUUAUUUGUUCCUUCUGGACUUUCUGCUCAGAAUCGAUGUGUGUGCAUGCAUGUGUGUAUUUGUGUGUUUGUGUAUCUGUGUGUGUUUGUUGUCUGAGCCUCUUUCUCUGCAUUUCUGUCAUUUUCCUGUCUUCAUGCAUUAGACACUUCAUGACCUUCCUGGAAAUUCUCCUCAUUCCUUUCACGCCUUGACGUCUUGCAACAUGUCAGACACACACACAUACACACACACACACACACCUACUCUCUGUGUGUCCACAAACAUCUUUAACGUGAAAUAGAAACUCAGCGUUUGGACUUGACUUUACCCUGAAAUGACUCAUCGUGCCGCAGCAGGCGAAGUCUUCCACGCCUUAACGCCACAUUCCUUAAAAAAGCCGCAGUGAUGUAAUCCCGCGCCGCAUCCUGUCAGAUUUCAUCACAGCGUAGACUCGAACAGGAAGCCGCCAUCCUGAAACACAGAACAAACAGACGGGUCAGUGACAGACGCAGCUCGCCGCUCUGACUCUAAAACCAGGAGGUUGUGACUCCGACACGCCCAGAUGUUAAAGAAGUUCACGGUUUUUCAUUCAGAGACGUUUCUCCUCCGUCGAGCUGAAACCUGUCUCACUUCGGCACAUCCUCUGCUUCUGUUUGAAGACCAUCACACCGCUCUGUGUCGGCGCACGCCCACCCUGACAUGACCUUAUGUUGUGAUCAAAUUGAAGCGCCGAUGAAAGGACGCUCUCCUUUUGGCUUCAGGGACGGUUUCAUGUCACGAUGCAGAUUUCUUUGACGGUGGCGUUCGUUCGCUCAUAAACGGAGGUGUGUUUUUGAGUCAUUAAGGGUUGAUUUUUCGAAACAGUUCCCGCACGUCCUCGAUUCAACCUUAAGGUCAAAGUUUUUCAUGAUGCCGUCUGAGAGUCGAUUAAAGGUGGAGUAGGCAGGAGUCUGUUAAAGAAGCAUCUUUAUUGUGGUGUAUAUACAAAAAAUCUUUUGAUAUCAGUCAAUAGUUUUUAGUUAUUGAUGACAUUUGGUAAUAUAUCGAUAUCUCUGUGUUCUCUUAUGUCUGUGUCGUCAACAUUUGAACAUUUUUGAGCGGUCCGCUCUGUUCUCCACCUCCUCUAACCUGAUUGGUUGUGAGGCAGACGCUGCUCCCCCGUGUCGUUCAGGAGCCCAAACAAAGUUAGUGUGCUACAAUAUCGGACAGUAGAAACCAACCAUAAAGUUCGGAAAAUUGUCUGAAUCCUCCUUUGGCCACGACUGCCGACACAAGCAAGAAAACAAAGUAAAUACCGGAGACUCUGGAGGAAUAACGGGCGCUUAAAACGGAGGUAGACCGGACAAGAGCUAAAAAGCCGGGUCAACAUAAACCAUGGGGGACGCUUGGGGAUCUUGGUGACCCUGUAACCUUUCUGCUGGACAGGUAAACCGCUUUAACAAAGUAAGACAAGUGUCUGUAACAGAAGUGUUUCUUGUCAAACGGACCUGCUGUAGCGUGUUGUAGCGCCAUCGCUAAACUGUCCUCCCUCGGGUCCUGGACUAUGUCACUUUAUCCUCGUUGUAGAAGUCCUGCAAACAUUGUGUUUGCUGGUAGUCUGUUGGCAUCUACAGCAGCACCAAUGCUUUUGACUUUCACCUUGACUGGGCCCCAUUUGUAAUGAUCUGAAGUAUUUAUCUGCAUUAUAUCUGAAUUUAACUGGAACGAUACGAGCGAGCAGGAGCGUCUGUUUGUGGGCGGGGCUUGAGGGGAGAGGAGGAGCUGAGGGGAAAACUGGUUGGGAGGGGUAGAGUUUACUUCCUCAGAUCCUGAUCCUGACUACCCCACCUUUAAAUGAGGCUCCAGGUGAUCCACAGGUGACACCGCUGAUGGAGAAGAAGGAGAAACGAACCCGCUGUGAAGGUUCAGAUGGACCGACUCGACUCGCCUCUUUCUUUGCUGGGAGCUCGCCUUUCCUCAAACACUUCCAUCAGUGGGCGGAGCUCUAACCCGGCCUGUUGGUCACAUGUCGUCACAGAGGUCAUCAGGUUUCAGCCGUAGAUCUCCUCUGGAGCCCCCGGGGGCCUCAGUUGAUAGACACGUCCGUCCUCUGUCAUUUUGUCUUCGUCCUCGUCAUCCUCACUUGUAGACGGUGUCAACACCGUCGACAGGAAGUCUUUGUUCUCCGUCGGCGCUCGUGUCUGCGCUGCUGCAGGUGAAGGUAAACAGAGAGUGUCUGCAGAGUGGGCGUGUCGGUCUGUUCGUCAAAGAGACGGACAGACCGCGAGGACAGACGAUAAUUACAACAAGAUCUGAAGAUGUUUUCCCCGAUAACCUUCACUCACAGAUACAGUGGGGCAGACGGCGUACAGGCGUGAAGAAGAGCUGUUCGAAGUGUCGACAGCAGAGAUAAAGAAGCGAGGACGAGUUCAGCUGACAGACGGGAGGAACGAGGGACAAACUUUUUAAACGCCUUCAGAUUUAUCGACACAGUCAAACUUCAGGACAGACUGAUAUUAACUUUACCAAACAGCACUGAUCAGUGUUUUUAUAUCAGGAUUGGCUGAUUAUCAAAUCUGUAAUCUGAGCUCAAAGGCUGCAAACAAAGAUCCAAAUAUACCUGGUAACACUUUAAGGAUGGAUCACUUUAUCUUUUAGUCAUUAAAAAGUUAGAAAAAGGUUUUAAAAAAGUAGUUAAAAAUGAAAAGUGUCAAAUCCAGAGAUGAUUUCGUUGUCUGAUUAAUUCUCCUGUCGGUAAAUCAGCGCAGCUCUCUCACAACUGCAGCUUUAAAAACACCACAUUCAGAGAAAAAUGAGCUCACUGCUCAACAAUGUUCCUGUCCUGAAGGGUUUCAACUCAAACCGGUUCUCUGCAGAUUACAAUAACACACACACUGUCUGACACACACCUGAACACACACACACACACACACACACACACCUGGAGUACGGGGGCAUGGGAGAGGAACACACACCUGAGUUAACAAAUCCAAACACUGAUCUGUCGCUCUGAUAAUCUCCCAGCAGCCCGUAUAUGAACCUCCAAUAAAACCCACAGAUUCAGCAGCUCCUGCAGGUGCAGACGGGAAGUUUGUGAACGGACCAGAACCAGCCGCUGACCCGGGUCUGAGAAAAACCUCAUGAUGGAGGACGAUAAAAAACGAUAAACGAUAAAAUCAGUCAACAGUCGAGAUCUUUAAAAAGCCCACACACCUAUCCAUCAAGGCAGAAUAAAAGAUUUGUGGAGGCCGCUGCUUCUGUACAAUCAGACUUUUGCAAUUCGAGAGUCGCCCCCUACUGGGCAGGAGAAAGAGCGCAGGUUUAAGGCCGUUACAGAAAAACUGUUAGAGAAAGAAAGAAAGCAGAAAAAUCUGAGGGAGUGGACAACGUCUUUCUGGUUGUUUCAGUUUUAUCUGCUCAGCACACACACACACACACACACACACACACACACACACACACACACACACACCCCUCUCAUUGAACGUGGCCUCGCACCAGGAUUAAGUCGGUUUUUGUGGGUUUUGGUGUUUUGAAAACAGUCGAACUGCAUUCCUUCACUCCCAGCUGUCAAUCACAAACAGGAAGUCCCGCCCCCUCAUCCUCUCUUUAUGGCGUUUUGCUGUUUUUUUUCUAAUUCAGAUUAUCUUGUUGUGAGGAAACAGGAAUAUUUUGGUGGUGAUGUUCAGCAGGUGAAGUUCAGGUGUGGUCAUGUGACCCGUGGAUGAGCUCAUGGGUUUAUGGUCUAAGGUGGAUGUUUACAGAUGCAGGUGUUACACCCUGUCUCGGUUUUCCUCAGACUGCCUGUGGUCAUGACCUUUGACCUCACAGUGCUCUUCUAAAGCCAAAGGUAAUCCAUGGAUGUCAAAGACUCAGGAGGUCCGUCUUUGUGGUCUUAAAGUCCAGUUUUUGUACCUCAUACUGGGUUUAAAACGGGGUUUUUAGAGACUUCAGUCCUCUUCUCUCAAACGUCACUUUGUCCAGUUGGACCAGCGACCUGCAGCCUCACCUGUUUGACUCUUAUCUCAGGUGUGUGUAUAUCUCAGGUGUUGGGGAGUCACAUCUCUCUCUCUCUUGUCACACUCCUUAGUUUUUAUUUUGAGUUUUGCAGACUUCACCAGCUCCACCGAUCAACCAAUUAAAAAACAUCAAAUCUUUCAGAUGACCUUUGACAUCUGUAGUCUCGGCCUCAUUCUCGUUUCUGACUUUCCUUUUCCUUCGCCAUGAGUUUGUUCCUCCUGACGGGGCGAGGUCGGAGUUUCAGGGAAUGUCAGGAAUGUCGUUGUCAUGUCUGCACUCGUUCGCCGACGCUGCUCACGUUCAUGUCGUCCUUCUCUCUCUCUCUUAGUUUCUCUUUUUCUUUUUUCCACUUCAUUUCGUUUAUUUCUGUUUUUGUUUUUAUCCUCAGACCUCCUUUAGUAAGAUGGGAGGCGUUUAAGCCACACGCCAAAGUGCCAUUCAAGGUCCAAAUUCAUGUAGUUAAAGGGCAAUUACAACAAAUUUUGGGGAGUUUAUUCUGAGUUUGAAGCUGAUAUUUCCUAAACUUAGUCAGAGUUAGUUUGGGUUCGUUUUAUCCAAACUUCGACUCCAGACAGAAACAAACAAACAUGUCUCCACCCUGACGACCCGCCGGAGCCUCUCAGCUGUUUUUCUGUUUUUGUGUAAACGGUCAUAAAAGUCGAUAAACAGCCAGAGGUGUUUUCCUGGUCAGAUCCAGAUCCUGGUCCACCACAACAUCCUCUCUGCUCUCCUUCUGACCGGUUUUCUCAGGUUCGGUCUUUAGUUCUUAUCAGGGAGUAAAAACUGUAUCGGAGUUUCUCUGAUAAGAUUCAGGACGCCGCAGAAAGACGUCAGCUGAUGUUUGCUCGGCCUGACUCCCUCAAAGCGUCUCUGAGACCGCAGUCGGAGUUUCAUGAGCAGGUCAAACAUUCAGCAGAGAUACGGACGGUUAGAGCGGACAAAGGUGAGACUGGAGAGGUAGAGAAGUCCAGAAUCAAAGACACAAAACUCAGAGUUUGAUCGGGUUAAUUCGACAGCAGAGUUGGCGCUCGCAGCAGCUGACUCCGCCUCUCUCUUGUUGUGAGAUCGCACUAUGAUGGUAAACACAAAGACAGAGCUUCACUCUGAUCAAAGUCUUGGUUCUCCUCGUUCUCGUCCUUCCUCAGAUUCACCCGUCUCCUCAUGUUUUGUGACGUCACGGCGGCGGACGUGUUUAUCCUCUGAAGACCUGACCUGAUGUGUGUUUUCUCUUUUCAGGGUCGAGUCUCCGUAUUAAAGACGUCCUGCACGCUGCCGGUAAGUCCACAGUAUCUUAUCAUGUUGGUUUGACGUAGCGUGGUUCCAGUCCCCACUCAGGGUUUCAGUGAUCCAGUUUGAUCCACUUCAGAUCAUUGAUUUUAACAUUUACUGAUCCUGAAUCAAUUAGCAGAAGUUUUAGCUCGAUUGGUAGAGCACACCCUCUCGUACCGAGGCUGAAGUCCUCAUCAUGUCGUGCCUCUUUCUCUCUAAAACUGUCCAGUCAAACGAAGAAGAAAAACCUCACUCACAACCCCACAGAAAAACCCCAGACUAGCCCUUUAAUUUUCGUGUCAUGUGACCUUUUUACGGAUGAUCAACGAAAACAUAAAAAUAUUUUCAGUCAUGGAUUUAUCUGGAGUCAGUGUCGCUAAAGGAGCUCAUGUGUGUGUGUUUAUGUGUUAGUUUGUGCGUUUUGUGCUGUCUGUGUUGAAACAGUAGCUACCAAGGUUGUCUCCACUCAGCCGAACAAACAAAGAGCUGCUGGUGUCUGUGUGUGUGUGUGUGAGUGUGUGUGUGUGUUUGUGUGUGUGUAGAAUCAGGGUCAUGGCUUCCUAUGUGCGAUAAAGAAUCUGUAUUUGUGUGUUUGUGUAUCGAGGCUGAGAGAUAAGACUGAUCCAGAGUGGAGUCUCUGUAUGUGUGUGUGUUUGCAGGAGUGUGUGUGUGUGUGUGUGUGUGUGUCUGAGCCCUGCAGCAGAGGAUUUUCAGGCGUUUUGGAGGAAACAGGUUGAAUGUGUUUUUCCUCGAUUACUGACACUCGAUGACAGAAACACGAUGAAGAGGAGAAAACAAAGAUAAUGUUGAAGUUUAUGGAGGUAAAAAACGGACAAAUUCAGGAUCUUCUCGUACAUCACAGGAGCUUCUUGUUGCUGGUUUUGUGGGUUAAACUGUUUUUCCUUUUUUUUUAACUUAACUCUAAGUUAAGUCUCUUUUUAUUGAUUAAUUUCUCUUUGCGUGUCCAUUUAGAAUUUCCCCCUGUGGGACUAUUAAAGGAACAUCUCGUCUUGCUUUAUCUUAUCUUAUUUUGUCCUCUCGGGCCACCGUCCCUUUAAAGACAGGAGGGUGAGCGAGGGAGCGCCUCGAACCUUUAAACCAAGAUCAGUCAUUUAAUAAACCAGUUUAAUGUAAACGCUCAGUCACAUCUUUUGAGUUUCACCCACAAAAGCAGCUCUCCUGUUUCAGACUGAAUUAUUGAUAAUUGACCGUCAAACAGCUGAUUAAUAAAUCAGGAGAUUUCUGAACACGCAGGUUUGAAACGACGGGGUGAGGAGACGGAGGAAUCAAAGUGAUCAUGUGAGAAAAUAACAGAUUUUAUUUUCUGUUUCAGGAGAUACGGGCCCAAACAUCAGACCGCUUUGUUUCCCAUGAUUCACCUGUGCAGGAGGAGGGAGGAGCAUCUAUUCGGAGCCUUCGCCCCAAACAAGAUUUCCCAUCAUCCCUUUCUCUCUCUGGCUGAGGAGGAUGAUGCUGAAACUUGAUUGGACUAAUACGACGGACUUAAUAAUUUUUGGAUUAUUUGCUGGAAUUUCUGCCUUAAUCUGAUCCGACUCUCUGCGAUUUAUUUUUAUUUUUUGGGCUUUUUCCCACCACAACUUUCCCACCGCGGGGGUCACGACCUCCCCUCUCUUCUUCUCCUCUUCCUCCCCGCGUUAACAAACGUCAUCCUCACCUUUUGUCCCGCUCACCGCCUCCUUCAGGAAACCGAAAAAACACCCAAAAACUCUGAGACGUUUCCUGGACUGAAGCUGACGGACUGACGACCCCGAUGAGUGACUCUCUUUGUCCUGCUGGAAACCUGAGGAGGGCACGCACACACACACACACACACACACACACACACACACACACACACACACACACACACACACACACACACACUGGAAUACUAGAUGACUGUGACGCCUGGUUGAUCGCUCUCAUACCGGCCCCACACGUCGACUUUCAGGGCUCUGGGUUAAACUAAUGUCUGCUAAGCUUUUGUAGUUUGAUUUAUCUCUCUGUCUGUGCCGGGCGGGUGGAGUUAAGCUGAUAGGGGAUGCUUCAGGUGCAGCGGAGGGUUUCAAAGCAGAGUUUUCAGACACCUCUCUGAGCCUGACGGUGUCACAGGAGGACAGUUGGAUCUAAAAUACCUCAGUUUGUCUCGCAGAAGUCGUGUCCGGCUCACGCUCCUUUAAACACGGCAGAUAAAUUUUCUGAUAUCGGGAAAAUUUUCAAACGUUUCUCUCGUUUCACUGACCAGCUGCUCUUUGUUUUUUUUAAUUAAAAUCAAUUAAAACACUUUAACUCUUGAUGGCAUAACACAUUAUAAUAAGCAAACACUGUUUUAUUUCUGUUUUUUUUAAGCGUGACCAAAACAACAAAGUGCCUUAACACAAUAAAUCAAACUAUUCCUAAAGUAGGGCAUUUAAGACAAACAAUGACUUUUAUUAUUAUUAUUAUUAUAUUUGUUACUAAUAAGUGAUAAUGUGCUUUUCCAGACAUGAGUACAGGCUUAUAAAGGGCGAGUUGUUGAUUAAUGAUGGUUAAUAAGAAUAUUUAAUAAUUACUCCUUAAAUGGCGAAGAGACUACACUUGAGGUCUUUUUUGUGAGUAAAGUCAAACUGAGUUUUUCACGAAUCUUUUCUCCGUCUCCACAAACACAUUUACAUUUUCUGCAUUAUUGCCUAGCUUUGUAAAAAUCUCAUUAUAUAAAAUCAAACUACCGACAAGCUUUGGGACGCUGUUUGUAAUCCGUGCAUCAUGACUGUAGCGCCAGUUCGUGGGUACUUAAACACAACAUUUGACCAGCUUGUCUCAAUAAUAUGAAUAUGAUGAAUUCUUUUUGCUAAACGUCUUUUCACACCGGGACUGUUUUUAUUGUGCGAUUAUUUCGAACGUCAAUAUUUUUUCCGAACCCGUAUCCUGUCAAUACAAGCGUUCACAUCAGCGACGUUUCCAAUCAGAGGCGAAGGAGGCGGGACUUUCCUGAAAAGUCCUCCCGGGAUGCAUCUUUUCCCCCCUGGAAAGUCGCAAAAUCGCAUCAGGCUUAAUGUGUAUAGUCAGGCGCGUCAAAAUUCACCUCAGAAUAUUUCGUAAUUUUGGGUUCUAUAUUCGCGUCGGCCCGGUGUGUAAGGACCUUAACUCGUAAUUUUGGUGCUGAAUGGCGAAGGUUCUGAUGUUAUUAAACUGUUUAGCUGACUAAAAGUUCACAAACUUAAUUAUGAAUUCUGCUGUUUCUCUGUUUUCUAUGAUCCUGUGAUUAAUUCAAAGUAGAGAAGUUUUCGUCUCUAAACUCCAAAAGUCUCCUCAGAGCGCGGCUAACGUCACUUUGCACGCUAGUUAGCUAAUGUCCAGCUGCAGCGCGUGAGCUAACCUGCUGAUGUCAAUGUGGUCGGGUCAGUCGUGGUUGUGGUCAUGACUCUUCAACACCGCUAACAACACGGUGUCUGCACAUGAUAUGUAGGCUACAGCACGCCUUUAUUUAGCAGCUGUCAAUCAAACUCAGCCACGCCCCCUGCAGAAUGCACUGACGGUUUUUUAACACUUUUGCCUUCGCGUAGAUCUUUAGUGGAUUUUUUUUACCGAUGCUGUGAUUCUGGAUUUUCUCCGUCUGCUUCCUCACCUUCACCCUCCUCCUCCUCCAGGAUCCUCCUCUGGUGUUUGUUUGGAUCAUCCUGUAACAAUCAGAGAGGAGAAAGAGGAGGAGGAGGAGGAAGAGGAGGAGGUGAAUGUUUGAGGACAGGAUUCAACACGCAGGGACGAGUCAGUGAGUCAAAGGAGGAGAAAAUGAAAGAGAGAAAAAAAGGGCGGGAAGGUGUUUGUUAGCGGUUAGCAUUCUUUGAAUUUUGGAGGGAAACUUCGGUUAGCUUCAGGGCGGUGCUACUGACUUAUUUUUCAAACCAGUUUGACCGUGUUUGAUUGGAGGUGAUUAAAUGAAAUGACAGGUUAAUUAAACAAAAGCGUUCACUAAAAAAAUAACAGAGAAAAAAAAAUUCUGUUCAUGCAUUAUUCACCGUUUUUCUGGUAUUUUGUGGUCAAACCUGUGAGGAUUUCCUGCCUUAGAGCUGGUCCAGUUUAAUGUCUUUUUGUUCGUGUGGUUUGGUGUGAUCUCAGACUUCAUCAUGCACUGAUCUCCAGUGAGAAAAGUAUUUAUUUUGUUUAGAAAUCUUAAAUAACUGGAGCUGAAGAUCAUAGCUGGUCUGUAGAUCACACACUAAAAAACCUCAUUUACUUUAUUUUGUGAUUUUUGCAGUGAGUUUUCACUCUGAAGAGGCUCGAUUUAAAAGAAUUAAAGAACAAUGUCCAAAAUAAUGAUGUCUCUCGUUUAGGAUAAGACAGUGCAGAAUGUAAUAAAACAACCUAAAAUGUAGAUAUGAGCUUCAUUUGUCCUAAACAGACACAUUUUUAUGUUGGACGCUGACGCAAACUGCCCUCGAUGUAAAUAACAGAGACACUGUAAACAUGUUUUUGUGACUUUAUUUUGGAAAUAUGGGGGGUUUAUUAUGUCUUUUCAUGAGUUAUUUGUUGAAAAUGUGUUUUUUUUUUCUUGUGUUGGUUUACAGAAAAAUGUCUCCGCUCCACAUAAAUCCUGUAAAAUUCCCAAACGUGAAAUAAAUGUCCCCUUUAUGUUCAAAUUAACAGCUUGAAGUCAUAAAAACUGGGGAAAUAUUUUCCUAAUUUUGUGCUUGUUUGUGUUUUAUUUUUGUAUUAAUUUUACACUGAGGCUUCAGAUGGAGAGUUCAAAACAAAGAAAAGGACCAAUCAGAGUGAGUGUGGAUUUUCAAAUCGUCCAAUCAGAGACAGAAGCUUCUGUUUGCUUGAGAUAAUUGCUGGCAGACUCUGUGUAUGCAUACCUGUGUGUGUUUUUGUGUGUGAAUGAAGGAGACGAGGGUGUGGCAGGAGAAACCCCCUUGGCUGUAGAACGAACACACACACACACACACACACACACACUGAAAACCAUCCGUCUCAACAUGUCAUUUCUCUGUUUCAGCCCUCUGGACUUCUUCUAAUUUCACUCAAACUGACUGACAGAUUUUCUUUUUUUUUACUAAAACUUUCACGAAUGAGCCGUUCUGCAGAAACGUCAUAAAUCAAACCAAGACAAAAAUUCUUAACUUCACCAAAGUUGUGUUUUCCCACCAUCUUUACAACAACUACGCCUCAAGUCAGCGAGUCAGACACUAAAUUCUUGCCCUGGAUUUUUUUUUUCCAGCCUGAGCAGGUAUCACGCUGUUUGGAAACUUAUUUUACUGCCACGCAAAUGCAGCAUUAUGCCUCUUAGCAAACGGCUGCAACCUCCAGUGUUUGAAUAAGUGCUCAAAACUGCAGUUCCCAAGGUGACCACUUGGGGCUGGCUCUAAAAGCCUCAAAAGCCACAUACACACACUUUAAUAAAGAUAUCAAGAUAGAGGUUUUGUACGGUUAGAGGUAUGGUGGACAGGCAACAAAACUCUGCUUCAAAAACCAAUAGGUGACAUCAGUGAGACCAUGCACAUGUUUUAUCACUACAACACCAAGAUUAACAGUCAAACCAGAGUCACUCCUAAAACAAGUUUAACUUUAAAUCUUGAAAUCUUCAAAAAAUUGGAAAAUGUCUUGAUUUCAGCUGUAAAAACCCACAUCUUCAAGCUGUUUCUGCUACAGUUUCCCUAGCUUUUGCAGUCAGCCUCUAGUGGACACUCAAGGAACUGCAGUUUGGUUCUUCCAGAAACUCCCACUUUUAAAGGGACGUUCCGCCCUAUAUGUACUGUUGAUGAAGUUAGGUGCUGUUCUGAGCAUUAUUUGUGGCUAUAGAGUGGCGUUUUGGUUGAGGUUUGUUUAUGGCUCCUCAGACCGCUGUGUAUUACUAUCCUGCGGUCGUUACUAAAGGUGGUAUAACUAGAGAAGCAAGCGAUCUGCAACAUUCAUCUCUGGAGGGGGUGUCUAGAUUAAUUUUACGCCGGAAUAUCCCUUUAACAGUGGGUGUUGCUGCUUGGUUCUACUAGAAACUCCUACCUUUAAUAAAUAACCUAACCCUCUAAAAGCUCCGAUGUAGUCUCUAAAAAUGCUCCUUCAAGGUCGCAAACUUUGAAAACAUGAAAUCCAAAGCUGAUAAAUCUGUGUGGUUGGUACACAUCACUCCUCUGGGUCAGCUUAACCCACCAGUAAACCCAGAACCUCAAAACACCGAAGGUUAAACUGAUAACACACUCAUACACACACUGACGGUGUCAGAGGAUCUAGAAAACAAGGUCUCAUUUCAAAUCUACGAUCCAAACAGAGCAGAGAAGUUAGAGAGCAGUAUUUGUGUUUAUCACUUCACUAAUUUGCAAUUUAAAUCCACGCUCACACACUUGUUUUUAUUUCACAGAGUCACAUUGUUGAACCUGAAAUAACCCGAUUUAGCCGUAAAUCCUGAUCUGACUCUUCACGCCUGCAGCUUCUCCUCACAUGUCCUUCACAUGAACCCAAAUAUGAUUCAGAAACGCUCUCUGUCCACGUUUAAAGAAAAGACGGAUUCAUGUUUGAUCAGCUGUGCCGUGAAAUGUUUUGCAUGUCGGAGAACCACCUCUCUGUUUUUACACAAACACACAGCAGAGCAGCCGCACACAAACACAAACACACUCGUAAAGACAGCGACUGUUGACGUCAACACAGGAGUUAAAUACUGGUCAGAAACACACACACAAACACACACACACGCGGUUAAACAGUUUUCAUGUUUCCUUUGUAAUCAAUACAUCUACAAUAUCAGUCACACUUUUUUAGAGCAAUAACCUCAUUUAAGAAUCUUGAUUGAUUUUUAAUUUCUCAGAUUUUUGGAUAAAGAGUGAUCAAUCUGACUCAUGAAAUGAUUGAGAAUAGCUUUAGUUGCUUCAGCCUGCAGCCACUCAUCAGAAUUUCAGAAUCUCAGACACUCAAAGCAAAAAAUUUACCAAAUCAAACCGACUGCAUGACAAACAAUAGAGCAGAAAUUCCUGUUUUCUGCACGGCAAGGUUUCUGAUUUUUAGAAAAAAACGAAAACCUAGAAUAACAUUUGGGGGAAGCCUCGUGGAUCAGAUUAAUUUACAAACAAUUAUGCCUAAAUUGAGUUCAGCGGUUCAGACAUGUCCCACCGGGAGGAGACCUCGUGGCCGGCCCAGGACCAGGUAAGGGGAUUAUAUCUCUCGCCUGGCCUUGGAGCGCCUGGGAAUCCCCCCAGAGGAGCUGGUGGAAGUAGCCGGAGUCAGGGCCGUCUGGGCUUCCCUUCUGAAGCUGCUGCCCCCGUGACCCGGACCAGGAUAAGCAGAAGAAAACCACAACGACGACGACGACACAUGCAGACUGCACCAGUACACAGAGAUGCAGUUUAAUCCACUUGAACUCAGCUCUUCUUAUGUGUUUAGUUAAUCAGACGGUCUUUUCCUUUAAUUUGUCUUUUUUUAUUACACAGGUUUAGCGUCUUGAUAACACACUGUUUACAUCUAUGAAGGGACUGAACUCGCACACACACUCACAUGCUGAAACGUGACCUUUUGACCUGCAGAGAGUAGCACUAAAUUCAGUUUAAGAUCUUUCCACAGGUUAAAUCUACCUGAUAACAUGUGAUCUAAGGAUUAACUCUAAUCUGUCGGCUUUAUUCUCAUGUCACCUCUAUAAAAACAUUCAAUCAAACACAACAGAAUGGAGUUGCUCUGCACCUGCACACACAUGCCGAGUUCUGAAAAGGCUUCCUGUGACUCCUCAGCUCUGAUUGGUUGUGUAACUUCAGUCUUUAAGGUGAUUUCUUUUUUCCAUCUGGGGGAAUUUUAGCUCCUCCGAGGAGAUUUUAGCCUCGAGGCAGUAAAGGCGUGUUGGUAAAGUCGGAGUUAAACCAUGACUGUGUUCACACAUGUCGCCUAUCCUGCAACUUUGAGGAAGUUUUCAGGAGUUUUGUGAGGACACACACACACACACACAAACACACACACACACAUACACACACACACACGACACAUCUGUUAAUUCAACAAAAUGUUAUUAAUGUUUAUGUCGGAUUAAUUAAACAAGUGACAUAAAUUUACUCUGGGAGGAAACUAUCUAGAAAAGUCGCAUACUAUAGCUUUAAAGAGAAUAUAUCCUUUAUGACGAGGUCCUCCAGAGAUGAUUAAUUACAGCACACUAAUCGAUCACAAAUUAAUUUCUUAUUGAUGUGUGCUGCACCAUAGAGUCCCUAUACCUUCAAGUUCAAGGACCAAUGACAGCCCAGAGAGAGCUGCGUUCGUCCAAUCAGGAGCAGGAGGCGGGAUCAUAUUGGCGAGCAGAGCAUUGAGCUGUCAGUCAUCUCCCUGUAGUUUGUGUGCUCACUGAAAGGAGAGAAACCUGCGGCACACAUCCACUCAGUGUGUUUGAGUCCAGACUCAGGUGAGUCCCACAGGUGAGUGGACUCUGAGUAUCGACACUGUGGAGCUCACCUGGACUCUCUAAAGUCACUUCAGUUCAACAGAUCUCCACAAUAAAGCUGUCAGAGCCUCCUCUGCACACACACACACACACACACACACACACACACACACACACACACACACACACACACACACACACACACACACACACACACACACACACCUCUUUUCUUACAGUGUGUGUGUGUUUGUGUGUGUGCUGGAUCAAGUAGAGCCCCACAGGUCUGAACACGCCUGCAGCAUUUACUCAGGAAUGUGUGUAGAGGGAGGGGAAACGUAACCGGAACAACACUCCCCCUCAGACGCCGCCUCCAUUUCAGGUUCCUGCAGAAGAAGAAGAAGAAGAAAAGACAGAGUUUUAGUUUGAGUGAAAUUUCUCUGCAGCUUUUUGAACAGAUGAGUAAAAAUAAAGGAUUUUAAACAUGUGUGUCCUUCCUGUUAAAACUUUACUGAUGGACAUCCUCAGACUUUAAUAAAGACGAGACUUUUUGAGUGACUUUCCUCAUCGACAGCAGAAUAAACAGAAGGCGGGACUGCUCGCAUUAUUAGAGGUUAUAUAGAACAGGAUGUUCCAGAGUUUGAGCGCCCCCCUGUGGUGACGCUGUUAAUCAACUCAGACAGAGUGUUUUCUGUAAAAUAAUGUCAAACUUCAGGAUUUAGAGCGUAAACUAAUGACUGAGAUCCUUUUUACAGCAGUGUGUGGGCCUGUACCAGCAGGUGUGUGUGUGUGUGUGUGUGUGUGUGUGUGUGAUUACAGAGUGGAGUAAUGACAGCCUUGCUGGGUGGGAUGGCAGGAUGAUAACUCAGAGUUUAAACACAGAGUCUCUUGUUUCGCAGGUAUGGAAGCUCAUUUAGGACAAAGGUCUUGUUUUGACUUAUGACAAAUUUUUUAAAUGCACACCUGACAGAAGAUAGAGGACA